CGCUCCGCGAGGCAGGGCAGCUCGCGUGACAGGGGAUCUGGGUGUGCCCCCGGCACACGCACGGUCCUUACACAGAUCUGUGCACACCGCUCACGAGCUUCCGCCGGGGGGGCCGGGGGCACUGACGCAGCGCGGAGCGGGGCGGGGCCGGGAGGCAACCUCCACCACCUGCUGACUCCCCCUCACCCCAUAUGGCCCCCCGGCUCUGCCCCGCCCGGCGCCCCUCUGCCUGGCUGCUGCGGGGGCUGCUGGCAGGGCUGGGGGGGCUGGCGCUUGUGAGCCUCCUGGUUGGGGGCACAGGGGAGGAGCUGCUAUCGUGGUCACUGGCCCCCUUCCUGGGAGGCGGGGGAGGUUUCCUGCACGCAGACCCCCCCUUGCCUGGCCCCGACUCCUUCCUGCUGCCCAACGUGGACGGCUGCAGGCCCCGGGCCCCCUUCCUGCUGGUGCUGGUGGCCAGCGCGCCGGGGCACACGGCCCAGCGCCAGGCGGUGCGUGCCAGCUGGGGGGGCGCCCACAGGGCCGGGGGGUACCCGGUGCGGACGCUCUUCGCCCUGGGGGCACCGGGCUCAGGCGAGGAGCAGGCCCGGCUGGAGGAAGAGUCCCAACAGCACGGGGACCUGGUCCAGGGCCGCUUCGCCGACACCUACGCCAACCUGACCCUCAAGACCAUGAUGCUGCUGGGCUGGGCGGCCGCCCACUGCCCUGGCGCUGCCUUUGUGGUGAAGGUCGACGACGACGUCUUCCUCAACCUGCCCGUCCUGGCCCGCCACCUGGGGGCGCUGCCCAGCCCUCACCGGCUCUACCUGGGCCGGGUCCACUGGCGGGUGCAGCCCAACCGCGACCCCGGCAACCGGCACCACGUCCCGGCCUCCGCCUACCCGGCCGGGGCCUUCCCCCCCUACUGCAGCGGCACGGCGUACGUGCUGUCCGGCGACGCUGCCCUGGGGGUGCUGGGGGCUGCCCCCCACGUGCCUCCCGUGCCCCUGGAGGAUGUCUACGUGGGGCUGUGCGCUCGCUGGGCUGGCUUGGCCCCCACCCACACGGCCCGCAUGGCUGGAUCCACCCACUACCCUAUGGACCUCUGCUGCUACGGGGAGGUGCUGUACAGCGUGCACCAGGUGGGCCCUCAGGCAAUGGCGUCAGCCUGGGCUAUGGUGGGGGGAGAAGGGGGAGCCUGUACCCCACUGCAUAGGGGGCUGGGGGUGCUGAGGUGCAAGGUGCUAGCCCUGCUGGAGGGUCUGUGAGGGGCAGGGGGGCCUGGGAGCCAGGAUUCCUGGGUUCUCUCCCCGGCUCUGGGAGGGGAGUGGGGGCUGGUGGGUUAGAGCAGGGGGGCUGGGAACCAGGAUUCCUGGGUUCUAUCCUCAGCUCUGGGAGGGGAGUGGGGUCUAGUGCAGUGAUUCUCAAUGGGGGGCACAUGUGCUGUUGGGGUACACCAAGGUCUUCCAGGGGGUGCAUUGUCGCAUCUAGAGAUUUGCCUAAUUUUACAACAGGCUACACAAAAGGUAUUAGCCAAGU
Molecule: messenger RNA, 1515 nt
Organism: Chrysemys picta bellii (western painted turtle)
Lineage: Eukaryota; Metazoa; Chordata; Testudines; Emydidae
Gene: B3GALT4
Product: beta-1,3-galactosyltransferase 4
Cellular component (GO): Golgi membrane
Molecular function (GO): N-acetyl-beta-D-glucosaminide beta-(1,3)-galactosyltransferase activity
Source: RefSeq, a predicted model, not a curated record